Gadus macrocephalus (Pacific cod) is the source of this 1078-nucleotide messenger RNA. RefSeq names its product prepro-urotensin II-beta-like. Gene Ontology annotation, molecular function: hormone activity. Lineage: Eukaryota; Metazoa; Chordata; Actinopteri; Gadiformes; Gadidae. The record is from RefSeq and is a predicted model, not a curated record. Gene Ontology annotation, biological process: blood vessel diameter maintenance; regulation of blood pressure. Gene Ontology annotation, cellular component: extracellular region. The transcript has 4 exons. The coding region runs from base 204 to 740 and encodes 178 amino acids.
CACAGCACUCGUUCUUUUUAUGGCGCCCAUAAUUCACCUGGCCUGUUGAUUCAUCAUCGCCGAGCCAGGCAUCUGGGCAGGCGGGGGCACCUGCUGGGACCCCAAAGCGUCUGUGUGUGUGCGUACAUUGGUUUCAGGUUGGGGUUGGCGGUGGGGGUCACAGUGCUGGGGAUAUAUAACAAAGGAUUGGGAGUCCUCAGAACAUGCAGAAGAAGACUCGUCCUGACCCCCCUGGCAGAACCCCCCAGCGUGUCUUUGAGCAGAGACAGUCCCAGAGACUCCAGCGCUGUCAGACAACAGAAGCAGCAGCAGCAGCAGCAGCAUCAGCAGCAACAGCUCCCUGCAGAGUCAUGGUGUGCCGCCAGAUCCUCCCGUGGGCCCUCCUGCUGGUGGCCUCCGGGCCCCUGUGGGCCCAUCCCAUCACAGACUCGGCUGAGAGGCCCUACUCGGGCCCCGUAUCAGUGGAGGAUCAGGGAGUCGGUAGUCUGGACGAGCUUUCCCUCUCCGAACAAACCUUCCCCCUGCAGGACCCCGCGGGCCUUCGAUACGCCUCCCUGCUGGCCUCGGAGCUCAACAGAGAAGCUAUCAGAGGAACCGGUCUGCUGCCCAGAGGGAUGAAGCGAGAGGUCAUGUUGGAGAAACAAAGUCUCCUUAAUCCCUUCAGUCGUUUACUGGGCAUCAAGAAACAGUUCCGGAAGAGAGGAGGGAACACAGAGUGCUUCUGGAAGUACUGCGUCUAGAACUACUGCGUCUAGUACUACUGCAUCCAGUGCUACUGCUUCGAUAGUGCUACUGAAUCCAGUACUAGUCCAUCUCAUACGUCACUGAGGACAUGGCCUGUGGAUGACUGGGCUUGCACUAAACGAUCGCAUUUGUUUGCACCCACAGAAUCCUCCUGACACACACACACAAACAAACACACAAACACACCUUUAUGAAAAGACACUGUCAUAUGUUUUCAUGAAAACUUUUUGUUAUUUUAUGAAUUUAACAUAAUUUAUUUUCAUUUAUUUAAUUAUGCGUUUGUAUGCACAACUUGCUGUUAAUGUUUGACAAAUGUCCCACAUAAAAAUUCAAA